Messenger RNA from Lampris incognitus (smalleye Pacific opah), 2292 nucleotides. RefSeq names its product Rho GTPase activating protein 25 (gene arhgap25). Gene Ontology annotation, biological process: phagocytosis, engulfment; signal transduction; negative regulation of small GTPase mediated signal transduction. Gene Ontology annotation, molecular function: GTPase activator activity. NCBI's taxonomy places the organism in Eukaryota, Metazoa, Chordata, Actinopteri, Lampriformes, Lampridae. The transcript has 11 exons. The record is from RefSeq and is a predicted model, not a curated record. Gene Ontology annotation, cellular component: phagocytic cup. Bases 373 to 2292 code for a protein of 639 amino acids.
UGUCAUCACUGCAUGGACCCUGGAGCUAUACUUUAAGAAUAUAAGCCUGGAAGGCUUUUAUGCAGUUCCCUAUUAGAACGGCCGAACAACUACGCACACAGAAGUGGAGGCAACAUGAAGGGACAUGUUUGGAGGGGGUAAAAAAAAAAAAAGAAAGAAGAAGAAAGAUAACACAGGAAGUAGGAAGCGUGUUAAAGACAGGUUUUAGUAGUGUCUCAGCUUGGAGUUGAUCUGUAAUUCGUGUGUGUGAGUGUGUAUGAAUAUGCGUGUAAGUGUACAUGUGUUUGUCCAUGUGUGUGUGUGAGUGCCGGUGUGUGUCUGUUUUGUGUGUGUGUGAGAUGCUACACUGACCUGUCCUAAGAAGCGAGGACAAUGUCACUUAAACUACCUCGCAACUGGGACUUCAGCACCCUCAAGGCCGAGACUACUCGAAUAGCACGGUCCAAGAGCGUGAUGCCAGGCGAGGGGAUCCCAAACCCGGACUCACCGGGCUCUUCCAGGUCCAUGGAGAGGCCGCUGAAGGCUGGCUGGCUGAAGAAACAGCAGAGGUCCAUUGUCAAGAACUGGCACCAACGCUACUUCAUCCUGAGAGGAAGUACGCUGACCUACCACAAAGACGACAAGGAGAGCACUGUCCAGGGAGUCAUCCAGCUGAGGUUCAGUAAAGUUAACGAGCUCCCACAGAGUUCAGAUGAUCCUGGGAAGUGCCUGUUUGAGAUCAUACCACGUGGUAGUAGAAGCAGAGACAACUGUCCUUACGUCUUCAUGGCCAACUCCCAAACUGACAUGGAGGAGUGGGUCCGCGUCCUGCGCAGAGCCAUCGGCGUGCCCACCAGUGGAGUGUUUGGAAAGAGUCUUCCAGAUACAGUCACGUACGAGCAGCGCUUUGGGCCUCACUUCGUGCCGAUCCUGGUCCAGAAAUGUACAGAGUACAUCAGAGAACAGGGACUGAAUGAGGAGGGUAUCUUCCGCCUACCGGGACAAGACAACACCGUCAAACAGUUCAGAGAUGCCUUCGACGCAGGGGAGAGGCCCUCCUUUCCAAGUGGCACAGAUGUCCACACGGUGGCGUCACUAUUCAAGUUGUACUUGCGGGAGCUACCUGAGCCGGUGGUGCCCUGGACCCAGUACCAAGACUUCCUGGACUGCACCUCCAUGUUGGACCCGAACAGCAGGGCGGGUCAGGAUAAGUUGGAGAAACAAAUAGCGCUUCUUCCCAGAGUCAACUACAACCUUCUCAGUUAUAUAUGCAGGUUCUUGUUUGAGGUGCAGCUGAAUUCAAAAGUGAACAAGAUGAGUGUGGAGAACUUGGCCACAGUGAUGGGGAUUAACCUCCUCAAACCUCAGAUAGAAGACCCCAUCACCAUGAUGAAGGCGACUCCCCAGAUUCAGAAGCUGAUGACGGUGAUGAUCAGGCAGCACGAGGCUCUGUUUCCUCCCUCUAAAGACAUACUUCCUUCCCCUCCCACCACCAAGGCUGAGUGCAAGAAGAAUAAUGCUCCGCGUAGCUUUGUUGGGUGGGAGACCGUUGAGAUGGGUGAUGCAUCUCCAUCUGAGUCACCGGGGGAGGAGGAAGACAAUGAAAGUCCAGGCCAAGAUGAAGGUGACUGCUCGUCACCUUGCUCAGAUCCCUGGUCCGGAAGUCCCCGCAAACGCACCCAGACGAUGCCAACCAUCAACUGCCCUCUCCCAGGGAUGGUGGCCAAGCCUGAAGCCCUGAACCGGUGGAGCCGCAUCCAGGAGAGUGCAGAGGAGAAGAGCGGGACGUUUGCGGAGGACAUCUUCAAGAUCUUGGACCUCCAGAAUGCUUCGUUGUUUGGCAGUCCUCAGAAAGCGGCCACAAAGGAGGAAGAUACAGCUGUAGACUGCAGAGGAAGUGACGUCAUAGCUUCUUUUGAAGAUGCUCCUAAACCUGACGGUGACCCACGGGAUGCUCAGAUGCGGUCUUAUCAUCAGAGUGUAGAGGCUCUAAAAGUGACUACCUCAGUUCCUCCAUCAAACAGCAGAACUGAAAACCAGAAGGAAAGCCAUCAACACUCCCAACAGCUUAUUGAAAGUCUGCAGCAGGAGAACAAGGAGCUGAGGGCCUCAGUGGCUGAGCUGCAGCUCGCACUGAAGGAAAAGUGCCUUCAACUGGCGGCUCUGGAAACCUGCCUGAGGAACACCAAGCGCAGUCAGGACGAGGCCCCAAGAAAUCAGCUGGAGUUGGACAAUCGGGUCCAGUUCCUCGCAAGAAAGCUACAAGCUAGUAGCAGUAAAUUUAAAAGACUCACAAAGAGUUCAGACUUGUGA